This is a messenger RNA of Tetrahymena thermophila SB210, 873 nucleotides long. RefSeq names its product lipase family protein. Lineage: Eukaryota; Ciliophora; Oligohymenophorea; Hymenostomatida; Tetrahymenidae. Gene Ontology annotation, biological process: lipid metabolic process. The record is from RefSeq and is a predicted model, not a curated record. The transcript has 2 exons.
AUGAAAAAACAAUUAAUCAUCUUCAUAGCAUUAUGUGUUAUAGCUAAUUGCUAAAUAUUUAAUUAUGAUGAAGAGGUAGCAAAAGAUCUAGCUGGUUUUGCCAUCAUAGCUUAUUGUAAUAAUAAUGGGGUCUUUAAUAAUAAUUGUGGUCCUCCAUGCUAAAGGUCACCUAAAGGCUACCUUGAUUACUAUUUUCUAAAAAGUUAAAAGAUGGAUAUCUAAGGCAUUAUAGGCUAUGCCCCAGACCAUAACGCAAUCAUUUUAACUUUCAGAGGAACGAUGAUACAAUAUUUUGGAAAUAUUAUUAGAGAUGUACAAUUAGAUAAAGUUUCAUUUCCUAUUUGUUAAGUUUCUAACUGUUAAGUUCAUUAAGGCUUUUUUGACUCAUUUAAUGACUUAAAAGACUAGUUGAAAUAUUAAUUAAAAAUAUAUCAAAACAAAUACCCACAAGCAAAAAUUUAUAUAACAGGACAUUCUCUUGGUGCAGCUAUUGCAACAAUUGCUGUACCCUAUGUCUAUUAGUGGAUUGGAAACAAAUAAAUAGAUGCCGUAUAUACAUUCGAAUCUCCUAGGGUAGGAAACAAAGCUUUUUCUGAUUGGUUUACUCAAUAAAAUUUUGCAUUUUUAUAUGGAAGAAUAACACAUGAUCAAGAUCCAGUUGUAUAAUACCCAACAAGUUGGUGGCCUUUGUAUUACUAUCAUACUUAUUAGGAAAUUUAUUAUUCAGAUUUUAGCAAACCUUACAAUUUAUGCUAUAAUCCUGAGGAUACGAAAUGUGGAGCUUAAUAAAACUAUUUUGCUCUAGAUAUUAAUGAUCACAUGAAUUUAUUUGGUUGGAGCCUUUCCUAAGCUGGAUCCCUUUGUUAAGUUUGA